This is a messenger RNA of Pteropus alecto (black flying fox), 5346 nucleotides long. It is a transcript of the gene TMEM116, whose product is annotated as transmembrane protein 116. Lineage: Eukaryota; Metazoa; Chordata; Mammalia; Chiroptera; Pteropodidae. Gene Ontology annotation, molecular function: G protein-coupled receptor activity. Gene Ontology annotation, biological process: adenylate cyclase-activating G protein-coupled receptor signaling pathway. Bases 513 to 1526 code for a protein of 337 amino acids. The record is from RefSeq and is a predicted model, not a curated record. The transcript is spliced from 11 exons. Gene Ontology annotation, cellular component: plasma membrane.
GCUGCCGCGCGCGCGCACUCGGCGAAACGCAAACUGGCAGAGCGUGGGGGAGAACGGAGCGACGUGUGUUGAGGUCGUAGGGGAGGGCUGCGCACGCGCACUCGGCGAAGCGCGCCGCCUGCCAAUCCUUUUCCCGUGCUCCUCCGCGUGAGGAGAGGCAGGAGGCGCGAACUUUCCGUCUUUGCCGCUCUUGCUUUGCUGUGUUUCGUCGUCUUCGAAGAUGACGGUGGCCACUCUCAUUUCUUCUUGCCUUUGGUCCGUCGGGCAGUCGGUUAGGAUCCGCCACUGCCUUCGGUUAGUCAGUCGGACUGUGUUACUACCCUUCACUCAAUUGGCCCAGUAGUACCCUCAGGCAGCCAUCCUCCGCGACCUCCCUUAGCCAGGCCCAGAGCUGGCCCGCCAGACUUGGCUCUUCGUCAGCACGGCAGUCAGGGUCACUCUUGCCCUCUGCCUAGUCUGAGAGUUGGGCCUACCCUGAGGUUUAUUCUGCAAUACAGUGGAUACAGUUUGUUAUGGCUACUCUGAGUGUCAUAGGUUCAAGUUCACUUAUUGCCUAUGCUGUUUUCCAGAAUAUACAGAAAUCUCCAGAGAUAAAGCCACUCUUUUAUCUGAGCUUCUCUGACCUCCUCCUGGGGAUAUGCUGUCUCAUUGAGGUACUUCUCUAUGGAACUUCAGCAGCCAAUAAGGACAUAAUCUGCUAUAACCUGCAAGCAAUUGGUCAGAUAUUCUACAUUUCUUCAUUUCUCUACACCGUGAAUUACAUCUGGUGUCUGUACAAAGAGCUGAGGAUGAAACACAACCAGAGUGGACAGAGCACAUUUCCCCUGGUUAUAUAUAAUAUUUGUCGAGUUGGUCAAAUAGCCAUCAUUUUGUCAAGCCUGAUACCUUUGCUGUUGAUGAUACCUGUAUUCUGUCUGGGCAAUGCCAGUGAAUGUUUCCGCAACUUCAGCCAGAGCCACAGGUGUAUCCUGAUGCACUCACCACCAUCAGCCAUGGCUAAACUCCUGCCUUCUGCCAACACAUCAGUCUGUAGCACACUUUAUUUUUAUGGGCUCAUCAUUUUCCUGGCCAGCUUUCUACUCAGCCUCCUUACCAUUGUAGUCUUACUCAUCCAAGCCCAGACACUGUAUAAGAAGUUUGUAAAAUCAACUGGCUUUCUAGGGAGUGAACAGUGGGCAGUGAUUCAUAUCGUGGAGCAGCGAGUGCGCUUCUACCCAGCGGCUUUCUUUUGCUGCUGGGGCCCAGCUGUCAUUCUGAUGAUCAUAAAGCUGAUCAAACCACAGGACACUAAGCUUCACAUGGCCUUCUAUGUUCUCCAGGCUCUAACAGCAUCAUCUCAAGGUCUGCUCAACUGUGGAGUAUAUGGCUGGACACAGUACAAGUUUUUUCAACUAAAGCAAGAGGCCCGGCGUGAUGCAGACACCCAGACACCAUUGUUAUGCUCACAGAAGAGAUUCUAUAGCAGGGGCCUAGAUCCAUUGGAGUCUACUCUUACUUUUGCUACCAGUACCUCCACCAUUCGUUGAAACUAUAAUACUGGAAUAUUCAGGAACUGGAGUUAUUUCACACUAUGGGAUUGGGGAAAGUGUUGGGGAACAACAUCUUAAAGUCUUUUCUAACCAUGCCCUUAAACUGUGGAAGAAAAAGGGCAUAUAGUGCCAUGGUUAGUAUCUGUUCUAGGUAAAUUGGGCAGGAUCUCUUCAUUAAUCUCAUUCACUAGUGAUUCAUAAAGUCUUUGUUCAGGGAGUUGAGGCCACUUUCCAUCUAAGAGACAGAUUCAUAUUACCUGGACGAAUAUUAGAUUUGUCUAAGCCUUUUCAAGAAAAAAAUAAUUUCCAGUUAUUAUUUAUGUGUGCCACUUCCAGAGUCUCUACUCCAUGGUUGUGGGGAGCAGGGUGGCAUACCAAUUUGCUUAGAUCUUGUCAUUGCUAUUACUGUCUCUGAGGGUGGACAAAGGAAGUUCUGGGUUUCUAUGCUUUGAAGAGGUUUGGAAACUCAGAAGAAGCAAGGACAACAACUAUGAAAAAAGUGACAGCGGGCUCCUUAGAUUCACCACAGUUUAGUCUCCUAUAUGCUCAGUAUUGUUCUAGGUCUUGGCAGUAGGGCCCAUCCUACUCGAAAAUUAAGGCCAGUCUCUUGAAGUUACAAGGGAUCAUAAGAUUAAAGAGAAACCACGACUAAAAGAAACUCUAAGAAUUGAAAACUCUAAACUGUCAUUUAUAAGCAGAAAUCCAAAGUAGGUUUCAUAGUGCCUGGACAUUGAAUUAGGUUGAAUCAUAUGAACUUUCCAUUUUUGUAGGUGAAAAUAUCUAAUAUCAUCAAUUUUACAUGGUUCAACCUAACAGUAAGUGCUAAGUAUGUUUAUAGAAUAAAUGAAUGAACAAAUGAAUGAAUGACUAAUAAGUAUAAUUUGAACCUUUUGGAAAAGAAAAGAUUCCUAGACUACAGAGCCUCAGUUAUGAGUAGGAAUGUCUAGUGUUUCUUCCUCUUCAAUCGUAUAACAAGUGAUGUUUAAUUUCUCCAGUUAAUUUAUAAACAAGUCCAAUCCGAGGCCAGGACAUCAGACAGAGUGACUAGAGUGAUAGUCUGGAACUAAUAAUCAAUGCUUCUGGCCUGAUAAAUUCCCUUGGUUUGUCCAGGGCAAAAUCCUUAAGUAAUCUUUCCUUCGGAGAAUUGACAGAGUAAGUUAUAAUGGGGAAUUAGUAUCAUCUGAAAAGUAAGUUCCAGAGAGCUUUCCAAAGGAGCUUUCCAUAGGAGUUUUAGGGAGCUCAAUAAUAGUUCUUUAGAUUUAGGCCAUGAGCCUUACUCUCAAGGGUGCCUUGGCCUUGUUCUGUCAAGAUUACAUCUUGAGGCCUCUCAUUGCUCCAUAACUCUGGAGACCUGAUCUCUGGGCAGCACAGAACAAGAAAGAUUGCCUCACCUAGGGAGCUGCUUUGACUUCUUUUAACUUAAAAAGUAACAAACAUUUGCCAUAAAAAAGUCGGAUAGAAGCAAGAAAGAAUUCCCAUUUCUAUAGGCCUUGAGGGACACCAGAACUGAGUACAGUUCUUAAAACGUCCUUUCAGUAUUACUUCAUAUUUGGUUUUAUUACCAGAAAUAAGAUAAUUACCAAAUAUUUAUCUUGCUUUUCUGAUGUAUUUUUUUGCAUUGACACUGAUCUUAGAUCUUUUAUGGAUGUAGCCAAACAAAAAUAUAGUGGGAAUGAGGAAUAAUAAAAGGCUAAUAAGCAAGACCCAGAUUAGGAUUAUCAGUAUUUUUUAAAAUUUAUUUUAAUUAGUUUCACAUAUACAGUACAUUGGUUAGACAUCUAUAUAGUUGAUAAAAUGAUCCCCCUAAUUGCUCCCUCCCUCCCCUGACCCUCCACCUAGCAAACGUAUUAAUGCUAACUGGAUUAUCAGUAUUUUAUCAUAGUUAGAGUCAGAGUUCACAUGGAACCGGGCACUAUUUAAACAUCACCUCAUAACCCUGGAAUUUACAUGUAGGAGAAGCAUAGACAUAGAUAUAAUGGCAGUUCUUAAAAUUAUUCAAAAUACCCCUCCCAUGACACUAGUUCAGGUUGCAGUCAAAGAAGGUAUAGUAGGUCCAAUUAACACACAUUUUCUGAGGACCAUGUGGGAUACCAUCCUUCAGCUCCUCUCAUCAGCUCUCUCUAUGGCUUAAUAAAACUCUACCUCAACACCAUGUGUCCUGCAUAAGGAACUGGGUGUUGAUGGUUUUCAAUGUGUGGAAGCUUUUGGAUGCUUUCACAUAGCAGCCUCCCACAUAUUACAUCUCUAGCCUUGCACUUGCUGAACGCCUAAAAAAUCUCUAGCCUUGCACUUGCUGAACGCCUAAAAAAUCACCACAGUUUCCAGACCCAUUCCUCUUGGUAUCCAUGUAAUGGUAGCAACUGUCCCAGGCAACUCUUGCACCUUUCCCAAGGAUUUUAGCAUGCUGAUUCUCCAGGCGUCGCCACUGGCCCUGGUAACAAUAACGUUGUUUUUUGCAAGGGGUGCCUACCAUCUUGCUUGUAGGGAUUUGUCUGCACCACUUGGACAUACUAUUACAGGAUUCUUGGAGGUCUUACUGAUCCACAAUGAGGUAACAGGAUGUGAUUGCCUUUAGAAAUUAAAUCUGCAGUUUUUGGAGCAGGAUCCAAAUGCACAAUUUGAACCCUUCUUCAGCCAGCAUGAGGGCGGACAGUGAUCCUUUUGACAGUCAAGGACACUGCCACAGUAACAUUCUUUUCCUUUAUCCACUCCCUUAUUCCCACUAUAUGACUUUCCAAAGUAGUUCUGGAGCUAAGUUUAUGAAACAAGCAGUCCUUGCUGUGCGUAGUAACAGCUAAUGGAAAUACUAGAAGCUGCAGUUGCUGAAGCCGAUAUCUAUAGUCAUAAGUUAAUGCAUAGUACAAAGGUUCUGGACAUGGCAUUUGCAGGCCACAUGGUCAUGCUUCAUUCUCAAGUUGUAGCCAACCUCGAGCCGUGAGAUCUGCAUAAUGUCGUAUAUCUUCAUGAGAGAAAGAUUUAACACUGGUUACAUUCUUAGCAGUGUAGGUACCACUGAGAAACGCAUGGCCCUGGUACUUUCCAAGACUUUGGCUAAUAAUCAUAUGAGCAACAUCAGGUUUCACCCUUCUCAAAAGAUGCCCGUCUCUCCAGCAGUCAAAAUUAUUAACUAUUUCCUGUAGAUCCAGGGAGAUUUUCACUAGGUUUUUCUCUGUCCAUAUCUCUAACCUAGUAAAUACUGCUUUCACGUUUAGCGCCUUCAUAUACUUGUUGACCAGAACAUGGGCAUUCAUUAUCAUCUGUGUUGUCUUGGUAACAUUAUUAUUUGGAAUUCUUUAUUGUCAGACACAAUACACAAUUUCUACAUACUUGGGAAAUGUCCACAUACAGGACAUAGGAACUGAGGAGGAUUCUGUUCUUCUCUGAAAUUGUGAAGUGGUGAAGAGUUCGUCCUGUUCGUCUCCGCUGAUUGCCCAAGACUCAACUGAUUUUAAGGAUAGGCUAGAAAUAUGUUCAAAGUAUAUAUAGACUUGAUGUGAAAGACAUUGCCAUGUAAGGGCAGGAUUCCCUUUAGCCCUGAGCAAGUGCUGAUGGUCAUGAGAGAAUCCAAGUUACCCUCUGAAUAUCCAGUCAUCCUGAGCAAAAGGCAUGUCCAAGCCCAGUUUCCCAUUUUGAUGUGUAUAAACAGAGAACUUCUUGACAAUCUUUUCUUUUGCUUGAAAUUAAUAAGAUGUCAUUUUUUUUUUUUGUAUGGGCAGGACAUAGGUUGCAUUUUCUGCUUGUUCUUUCAGUCUUUGAACAUCAUCAGGUUCCUAGGAAUGAGUAUUUCAUAAUAAAGAUUUUCCCAGUUACAAUGCAA